Molecule: messenger RNA, 6226 nt
Organism: Micropterus dolomieu (smallmouth bass)
Lineage: Eukaryota; Metazoa; Chordata; Actinopteri; Centrarchiformes; Centrarchidae
Product: pleckstrin homology domain-containing family G member 3-like
Exons: 17
Coding region: 16-4179 (1387 amino acids)
Molecular function (GO): guanyl-nucleotide exchange factor activity
Source: RefSeq, a predicted model, not a curated record
ACUGAGUUAGAGGUGAUGGGGUAUCAGAGGAGCAUGUGGCGCAGUCUGGCCGGAGGAGGAGGAGGAGGAGGAGGAGGUGUUGCUGUGGUGAGGUGCUCAUGUUCAGAGGAGGAGGUGAACAUCUCCUUCAGGAGCGUUGGGGAGGAGCGGCGGCUCAGACGAGCGUUCGUCCGCCGCUGGUUCGACUCCUCCCGCCUGUCCACCGCCUCCAUCAGCAGUAAUGAGCGCGCUCCGUCGGCCACGCCCUCCGACUCCUCCUCUUCCGACCGCCGCCCGGUGAGCCUGAUCUCCACGCUGUCCUCGGGCUCCGGGGACGACAACCUCGCCCCCCCGCCGUCCACCCAGACCUCCGACAUCCACCUGGACCUGAGCCCUGGGGGGGGCUCUGCAGAGGGCCAGGGGGCGUGGCCAGGACCCGACGAGGCGGGGCGGAGCGUCAAUCGCACAAACAACAACAACAAACCGUCCACGCCGAGCCGGUUCUCCAGCCGCCGCCAGCAGGUGUCGCCGUUCAUAGCCAAAACCAUGGCGCCGAACCCCCAGCUGACCUACCUGGACCGGGUCGUCAUGGAGAUCAUCGAGACGGAGCGGAUGUACGUCAGAGACCUGCGCAUGAUCGUAGAGGACUACCUGGCCCACAUCAUCGAUCAGUGUGACCUGUCCAUCCGUCCCGAGCAGGUCUGCGCUCUCUUUGGAAACAUCGAGGACAUCUACGAGUUCAACAGCGAGCUGCUUCAGGCUCUCGACCUGUGUGACAACGACCCCGUCGCCAUCGCCCGGUGCUUCGUCAUGAAGAGCGAGUACUUUGAGAUCUACACGCAGUACUGCACCAACUACCCAAAUUCGGUGGCGGCGCUGACCGAGUGCAUGAGGAAUAAAACUCUGGCUACGUUUUUCCGGGAGCGGCAGGCGUCGUUGAAGCGGUCGCUGCCUCUGGGUUCAUACCUGCUCAAACCCGUCCAGAGGAUCCUCAAGUACCACUUGCUGCUCCAGGAGAUAGCGAAGCACUUUGACCCGAUGGAGGAGGGCUAUGAGGUGGUAGAGGAGGCGAUCUACACCAUGACGGGCGUGGCCUGGUACAUCAACGACAUGAAGAGGAAACACGAGCACGCCGUCAGACUGCAGGAGAUUCAGUCUUUGCUGCUGAACUGGAAAGGUCCAGACCUCACCACGUACGGAGAACUGGUUCUAGAGGGAACCUUCAAAGUCCAUCGGGCCAAAAACGAGAGAACGCUCUUCCUGUUCGACCGCAUGCUGUUGAUCACCAAACGCCGCGGAGAACACUUCGUCUACAAGACGUACAUCACUUGCGCCACCCUCAUGCUGAUUGAAAGCGCCAAAGACUCUCUGAGCUUCAGCGUGACUCAUUACAAACAUCCCAAACAGCCUCACACCGUCCAGGCGAAGACGGUGGAGGAGAAGAAGCUGUGGGCUCAUCACAUCAAACGCAUCAUUCUGGAAAACCACCACGCCAUCAUCCCACAGAAGGCUAAAGAGGCCAUCUUGGAAAUGAACUCCAUAUACCCUCCAAGGUACCGUUACAGCCCUGAGCGGCUGAAGAAAGCUCUGUCUCAGUCUGAUGAGAUUCCACGAGACGGUUGUCAGGGACGACAACAGUCGGAGCCGACCAAACAAGUACUGAAGAACACCAAAGCCGUCAUAAAGGAGGCCGAGGGAGACGACGUCUCUUCUAAUGGCUGUAACAAAGAAAAUGGCCGACUUCCUGAAGAAGACGAGCCGGGUGGACUUCAGCCGACGUGUGAGCAGCCCCCCACAGAUGAGCUUCCACAGGAGAAGACGUCAGAGUCUGAACCAAUAGAAAACCCUGAACCAGAACCAAAACCAUCGGAUCCGGACAGUUUGUCUGCUACAUCUCAGAGGAUCCCAGUAUCCCCUCAAAGUUCAGAAGACCUGAAACUGGAAAGAGAUUCAGAGCCCACAGAACAACCGUGCUCCUCCACACCUGAUUCAGAUUCAAAAACCCUGAGUAGUGGGGAAUCGUCGGAGGACGAGGAGGGGGCAGCGGAGAAAGAAGGCGAAACCUCCAGCAUCCUUCCCUCCUCUGUCCUGGACAAAGCCAGCGCCAUCGCUCAGCAUUUCAGCAACAGCAUCAGGCGAGGCAGCCUGGUCCAGGACGACGCUCGCUCCCUUGGUUGUGCUUCACCACGGCUACCCAGCAGGACCGGCAGCAGCCUCAGCCUCAGCGCCGAACCAUCCAAUCACCCUUUACGGCAAAACAGUGUCUGUUCUGAUUCUGCUGAGACCUUCGGGGGGACAGACUUGACCCUGCUGUCUCCUCGGGACGACAGCCUUUUCGAUGCCGACCGCGGCAUUCGUUGGAGGCGGGACUCCACCCUGUCUAGGCAGGACCAGCUGCUCAUUGGCAAAAUCAAGAGUUAUUAUGAGAAUGCAGAGAACCGUGACGCCACCUUCAGCCUCCAGCGCAGAGAGAGCCUGACCUACAUCCCGACUGGGCUGGUCAGGAGCUCCGUCAGCCGGUUCAACAGCAUCCCGAAGGAUGAUUCUGUCCAGAAAAAUCCCUCCACCUUGGGCUCAUCCUCCAGUUUUGACCCCUCUUCGGCAGAGUCUGCUUUAUCCACAGAUACGUGGGGUCACAUGGUCUUUAGUGACUCUUUGGACUCUCUGAAGUCUGAUCAGAGAAGCACAGAUCCAGAAGAUUCAGCAGAAAUCCAAAGGUCCAGAUCUCAAAGCAUGCAGGACAAUUUUUCCGAGGACGAAGAGUUCAGACCUUCAUCUGAAAUGAUCAAAAUCUGGCAGUCGAUGGAGCAAGAGAUCAACAGAUCCCAAAGCGAAGACCGACGCCGUGAACGGAGUCGAGAAGCUCCAAGAAACUCCAGAGCGACAGACGCGGCGGAGACCCCACACAAGAGCUGUGACCGAGAGAGUGGGGCGUCUGACCUCAGCACCAUCACAGAGGAAUCCACGAGCCCUUCGCCCCUCAAGCACAAAGCCUCCGAUGUGACUCGGACAGGAAGUCUGAAGGACGCACUGAAGGUGUUCAGGGAAGAGCCCGUCGUCUUCAGGGCUCCGGUUCCUCGCAUCGCCCAGCUGAAGGCGGAGGCAGAGGGGGAAAAGCCCGGUGAGGAUUCAAACCAGCUGGAGGACGCAGACAAGACCAAAAGCAAAGUCCUCAAUCUGGCCCGCCAAUACAGCCAACGAAUCAAAACAACCAAACCAGUGGUCCGACAGCGAAGUCAGGGCCUCCUGAUGGGCAAGUUCUUACCCUCUGUGGUGGAGGAGAAGGAGAGUGCAGGUAAAUCCAACCUGACUCUGCCACUGGUUCCUCACAACCAGGCGACCUCUCUACCGGUGAGCCCUGUAGACCAGAUCCCAUCUCCGACCCCUGGCCUCACCUGCAGCUCGGUGGGCAGCUCGGGUGUGGUCUCCCCGCCCCAGGCUCGCUCCCGCAGCCUGGUAAAUUCCCUUCGGUCCUCCUCCAUCGAGGGCUUCAGCUGGCCCGACGUCCGAGAACUCCGCUCCAAAUACUCCGACCACGGUCUCUCCCAGAAGAGUUCUGUCGGCCGGAGUCGCUCUGUCCAGGAGCAGAUGUUUGACGGAGGUCUGAGGAGGCACUCCAGCUGCUCCUCUGGCCUCCUCGCUGACGGAGCUCCUGGCAGUUCUUCGUUCAAACUUUCCAGCAGCCGUGAGUCCAGCAGAGAAGAACGCAGAAAGCGGCUUCACAGAGCCAAUUCUCUGGACCCUCGGCUGAGCGGAGCCCAAAUGACUGAGCUGCAGAACCUCCAGGACCAGGUCGCCAAUGGCAACUACGACGGUUACUACGUUGCAGCCGAAGCGCCGCUAACAAAUGACCCCGAACACAAGAUCAUCGUCUUUGAGAAGCUUUCUGAGUCUGCAGAAACGACCAAAGAAUCCAAAGAAGGCGACGACGAAAAGUACGUUCAGAUCCGUUCACCCACCAGCAGGGAGAAGAUCUCCAUCAUGGCCGUCAUCGACCGCUGCCGGGUCUACCAGGAGUCUGACGAAUACAAACAGAGGGAGGACUCCAAAACUGAGUCCACGAGGCCUCCAGAGCUCGACUCCACCACGGCGUCCGAUCAGGACGACGAGUCCCAGAAAACGAGCUCCGGACAGAAGACUGAGGCCGGUCAGCAGAGCAUCGUGAAAAAUCUGAGAGAGAAGUUCCAGAGCAUGAGCUGAACAAACAGAACCAGAAAAAACUUCAUAUCAAAACUCUGAAUUAAUGAAGAUUUAUAAAUCAUAUGAGCUAAAAUGUUGAACUCUGUACGCAGUGACCAUCCGUUGGUCACCCUGUCAGAGUUUUCCCAACCCAUUCACAGCCAGAGACGACUUCUGCUUUACUUCCUGUGAUUAUGGAAGAAUCAUGAUGGAAAACAUAAACAACAUAAUUACAUGUACAUAUAUAAUGAUUAUUGUGAUUUAAAGAACUCAAGCAUUUGAAAGAGAAAAUAUCUUUUGUGACUAGAACAGCUUAAAGAUCCAAAAACCACUUUCCCCUGAUUACAAGAUCUUUUCCCUCUCUGGCAUUCUGUAGAUAAAUAUCUAGAAAUAUGUACAUUUCUUUAUACAUUCCUCAAGUAAAAAAAUAUCAGAAUAUUUGUUCAAAGCACCUUUUUGUACAGGACGUUGUUGUGUUGCACAGGUUCAGUUCAUGUUCAGAUGAUCUUAGGAAGGCGUCACUGCACUGAGGGAUCCGUCUUGUUACAGACUUCUUCCCUCUGCAGAGACUUUAAUGUUCCACUGUUAGAUUAAAUCUGUGUGGAAUUCUGCAACAAGCGGACUAACCACUGAACUUUACCUCUCAGAGGUCCCUUUGUUCAGUCACAGUAACACCUCGCAGAUGAUUUUUAAAGGAUUAAAGGAACAGUCCAACAUUUUAUAAACCCUCUUGUUCUGUUUUCUCUGAGUCAGAAAUAGCUCCAGGACGUGUUUAGCCUAGCUUAGCACAAAGACUGAUACCUGGGUCAAGCUUCUAGCCUAGCACCCCAUCGAAAGUGAACAAAUCCACCUUCCCAGAACUCUGAGGUGAUUUACAUGUUAUGUGUUGAGCUGGUGUACAAACAGAAAUGUAAAGUGGCCUCAUCCAGGAAUGGCGUCCGACUCUUCUGUCCACUUUCCAGUUUGGACGUUCACAACAGUUAGAAACACCUCUGACCUCAGACGUCGUCAGACGACCGACCGUACAGACCGGUUAUUUUGAUUCGAUUAAUCGAAUUGUCAAAUCUCUGGUGGAUCCAGCAGGUGGAACGAGCGAUUUACAACAAGUGUGUGAGGUGAAGAGAGUUUGGUUAAUCGGACUUAAAACGGCUGAUGGGGAAGAAAAGAUUUGAAAAGGAAAAACAAAAUGGUUCUUUAAAGAAGGCCCAGCAUGGUUUCAGCAUGAGAUAUUUGUCCUGUCUCCAGCUGACACUCAGUGGACUCGUCACUGGCUUCUUAGCUACAACAUCAGGCUUCCAAAAUGUCGGACUGUUCCUUUAAUCUGCAGCCGUUUCUGUGUCUGAUAUCUCAUUUUCUUCUGGUUUCAUGAAAAUCUUAAUUGAGAUAACUUGACUGUAAAGACAUUAACAUGUGUCUCAGCGAUAACAGUGUCCAACGUCUCACACUGAACAUUUACAGUGCAGCCAGUCAGACAGAUGUAUGGAGGACCAACCUGCUUUAGGAGAAAAAUAAAUUAUCUGGCAAAUUAAUAAAUUCAUUUUUUUAAAUGAGAGAAUAAAAUAGCUGUGGAUUUAUUUUCCCUGAGCAGAAUUAAUUAACGGUUUAACCCUCAUAAUGAUUUUAUUUAUAUACACAUUAAUUGAUUUAUUUGUCUUUUUGUGCCUUUUUCUAAUUUGUGUCAAGCUUAAAUAAAAACUGUAUUGACUUAUUUUUUUCCAGGAAAGUCAGGGAUUGUCCUCCAUACACGCUAGAAAUGUGAUGUUUUCUAGAGCAGAUUUUAAUAAAUGAAUUUUAUUUGCUCGGUGGCACAAUGGCAGAUCCGGGACUUGAACCUGUGACAUUUCUUUAACCACUGGCCCACCCUGCACCUCAUGUUCUUCACUCAGUCGACCACUGUUAACAGCGGGGCUCGUACCUGUCCUGUACCUCCUAUUUAUUGAUUUGAUGUAAAUAGAAACCAAAAUACUGUCUGUGUUUCUGUAACUGUGAUUAUAUCUGUGUUUUAUGUACAAACAUGUUUCUGUGACCUCAGUUUGUUCUUCAUUAAACCAAAUGUACAGGAUCAGCA